CACACGCACCUGGCGCCAGGCCGGUGCCAGAGCCUAAAGCUUUAGCGUGAGCACCGGCCAGUGACCAGUCCGUAGGUCGGAGGGUCGGAGUAGAUGGAGACCCGCUAGCGAUGAACAACUUCUUUGUCCGGAAUGCACUGGAUGAUUGUCGUUGUGAUUUGUCAUUCUGUUAUAUUUCUUCAGCGGAUUUUCUUUUCUUCUCGUUCAUUUCAUCCUCUUUCAUCAUGAAUAGAAAUGGCAUAGAUUUCAGAAUGGUUUUUAAGAUGAUGUCAGUACUAGUAGUUCUAAAGAUGGGUUUGGAGGGGGAUUUGUUCGAAACAGGAAAAAUAACAACAAAGGCAGUAGACUAAUCAUUCAGGAACCGAACCCAACAGGGAGAAGAAAAAAAAAAAAUCCGAAGAAAAAAUU
Aspergillus welwitschiae is the source of this 408-nucleotide messenger RNA. RefSeq lists its product as uncharacterized. The transcript has a single exon. Lineage: Eukaryota; Fungi; Ascomycota; Eurotiomycetes; Eurotiales; Aspergillaceae. The record is from RefSeq and is a predicted model, not a curated record. Bases 111 to 350 code for a protein of 79 amino acids.